Exophiala dermatitidis NIH/UT8656 is the source of this 5447-nucleotide messenger RNA. RefSeq lists its product as uncharacterized. Lineage: Eukaryota; Fungi; Ascomycota; Eurotiomycetes; Chaetothyriales; Herpotrichiellaceae. Gene Ontology annotation, cellular component: chromatin; Sin3-type complex. The transcript has 5 exons. The record is from RefSeq and is a predicted model, not a curated record. Gene Ontology annotation, biological process: negative regulation of transcription by RNA polymerase II. Gene Ontology annotation, molecular function: transcription corepressor activity. The coding region runs from base 449 to 5056 and encodes 1535 amino acids.
CGACAAAGCGCCGGCGUCACCCACAAAACCACAGCGACAAACUGCAUCGCGGACCAACCAGCAACCGGCGACGGCCAACAACGGACUCCAUCGGCUUUCAUCCUAGUCGCCCUUUAGCCUCAGCUUCUCCAAGUCCCCUUAUUGCCUUUUUCCUCCACGCAACGUACUACUGUAUCUCUGCCUUAGAUCCCAACUCGUCCGUUGCCUGAAUUCUUUUCGCUAUUCAUAUAGCAGGGGGUUGUUCAUUCAAUACAUUAUCGUCUCCAUUGGCCCCCGGUUGUGGCCAGUGUUUCUCUUUAAUACACGUCUUCUGCUUCGUGUGUGUUGUCUGAGAGGAGCCCGCCCACGACAAAUAUGCGAUGCGCAAAAGCAUCGUCACUGUAGCAGCAACGGAUACAAUAUCAUUGCUGCCUCAUUCUGAUCUUUGAAUCUUCAAACUCUUACAAUCAUGAAUCAAAAUCCCCCCGAUCACUGGCGGGGUCCUGGAGGGCCUCCUCAAGGCGAACCUCAGCCUCAGGCUAGGCCAUACGGGAGCUUUGGUCCAAACGGCCCUGCGCAAGCGCCGCCGCACGUUCUCCCUCCACCCGCGUCAUAUCAUCAGCAUCUUGCUCAACCGUCUGGGAGCCAUAGCCUGUCUAUUGCAGAUCUCACUCAAGGACCACCAAAUCACCAACAACACCAGUACAAUACUCAACCUCCACCUCCACCUCCACCUCAAGCUCAGGGUCAUGGCCCUAUGCCCCCAAUGGGUCAUCCCAUGCCUCAACACUCCCCUCAGUACCUCGGCCGUGAAAGAGAGAUCCGAGAGCUGCGUGAGCGCGAGAUGAGGGAACACGAACUCAGAGAGAGGGAAAUGAGAGAACGUAGUAACAUUGAGCUGCAACGGCAGCGGGAUGAGAUCAUGAUGAGGGAGCGCGAGCGCGAAGCUCGGGAACGAGACCAGCUCGAGCGCAUGCACCAUGAACAGCAUCAGCAACAACGGCCGGUCCAGAGCCACGCUGGCUCAAUCCCGAUUCAUCAGCCUGUCGCGUCCAAGGUGCAGAACUCUAUACAUGGUCCAAACGGUUUGCUGGCCAACGGAGGUGCUGGUGUGGUCCCCAACAAUGGCGCGGCACCAUCCACCGGUGCCGGCCUCUUCGGAACAGCUGCACCACACGAAUCGCAGCGACCGUCGCAAUACAUGCCACAGCAGGUUACAGCAGCACCUUCGCAGCAGCCAGGGCAGACUUUUAUGCCUGGCCCUUCUCCCAUGACGGCCCCUGCACAGCUUGCGCACGGACAGCAACCCAUCCUUAACGAUGCUCUCAGUUAUCUCGACCAGGUAAAGGUUAGGUUUAGCGACCACCCAGACGUGUACAACCGGUUCCUGGACAUUAUGAAAGACUUCAAAAGCCAAGCGAUUGACACGCCUGGGGUCAUCGAGCGAGUCUCGAACCUCUUUAAUGGACAUCCGGCCCUUAUCCAAGGAUUCAACACUUUCCUCCCUCCAGGCUACCGUAUCGAAUGCGGAACAGAGGAGAAUCCUGACGCGAUUCGAGUGACUACCCCCAGUGGUACAAUGACCCAGUCUCUGCACAACAGAGGUCGUACUCAGUUCGAGCCUGCGCCCAUGAGUCAACUGACGCAGCAACAAGCAGGCCGCCAAGAUCCCUUUGAAAGUCGCCAUGGAUGGGGCCAGGCUCUUGGAGCUUCGCCAGGGACGAGGCCUGCAGACUUGCCAGGUUACAAACCUGCCUCUGGAGAUAGACCAAUGGACGAAGGCCCUAACACCAUGACUCAACAAGAACAACGCAAUGUUUCGACACUCCAAAGUGCUGUGACUGCUGUGACAAACGGCAUGUCGCGGCCAGCUUUGGCCGUUUCGCCUGGGCCAGGCCAGCCAGGACAGUAUCCUCAGCAGGCGGGUGCCUUCGGCGGUAACGCAGCUCUCGGUGAAUUGAAGAGAGGUGGACCAGUUGAAUUUAACCAUGCCAUCAGCUAUGUGAAUAAAAUCAAGAAUCGCUUUGCACAGCAACCUGAGAUUUACAAGCAGUUCCUUGAGAUCUUGCAGACUUAUCAACGCGAAUCAAAACCCAUUCAGGACGUCUACGCACAGGUUACUCAACUAUUUGUGUCCGCCCCGGAUUUACUCGAGGAUUUCAAACAAUUUUUGCCAGAGUCGGCCGCUCACGGCAAGGCACAAGCCGCUCGUGCAAUGGCGCAAGAGGAACAGACAAGCAAUGUUCGUGGGGAACCUGGUUACGCAACGGGAGCCAUGCCUCAGGCACAGACUCCAAGGCCUGCUUCCAAGAUGCCUCCUCUAGGCCAGUUUGACCCCCCGAGUACCAGCAAAGAAAGCAAAAAGCGCCGUGGGGGUCCCGGAGCGAACCUUUCCAACCAGCCCACCGCCCAACAGUCUGUUGAGGCAAAUCUUCCACAGAGUAACCGUGCUGGGCCCGUGCAAGUGGGCAAUGCUAACAAGCGGCCCAAGUUGGCAAAUCAGCGUCAACCUCUCACCGAGGCAGUGGUCACUUCACCUACCCUCGUCCCUGCACUUCCGGAGCCUCUUCCUCCGUUCCCCAACCCAUCCACUACCCAGGAGGAACUUGGAUUCUUCGAUCGAGCCAAAAAGCAGAUUGGCAAUCGCGCGAGCUAUGCCGAAUUCCUCAAGCUCAUCAACCUCUACACCCAAGACCUCAUAGACAAGUACACCUUGGCGGACAGGGUGGGAUCUUUUAUUGGCAACAGUCCUGAAUUGAUGAACUGGUUCAAGAAUUUCCUUGGUAUUGAAGAGCAAGACGAGAUCAUCGAGGCACGUGCUCGCCCGGAUCCCGGGCGUGUGAAUCUGUCACAUUGCCGUGCCCUUGGCCCAAGCUACCGCCAUCUCCCGAAGCGAGAGCAGAAUAAACCCUGCAAAGGCAGGGAUGGAAUGUGCUACGAAGUGCUGAACGAUGUAUGGGCCUCCCACCCGACCUGGGCUUCUGAAGAUAGUGGCUUCGUUGCCCACCGCAAGAAUCAGUACGAAGAAGCCCUGCAUCGAAUAGAGGAGGAGCGUCAUGACUAUGACUUCCACAUUGAGUGUUGUCAGCGAACUAUUCAGCUCAUGGAGCCCAUCGUCCAGCAAAUUGGGGUUAUGAGUGAGGCGGACCGAGCGGCCUUUGUCUUGGCACCUGGUCUAGGCGGGUCAAGUGAAGCCAUACCGAAACGCAUCAUCAUGAAAGUGUACGGACGCGAGGUGGGUGGCCGAGUCAUGCAAGAAAUGUUCGCCCGGCCCACUGCCGUACUUCCAAUCGUUCUGUCGCGGCUCAAGCAGAAACUUGAGGAAUGGAAACAUGUUCAGCGGGAGUGGGAAAAAGUGUGGCGCGACCAGAUUCACAAACAUUUCUGGAAAAGUCUUGAUCAUCAAGGAAUCAAUGCCAAAAAUCUCGACAAGAAGAACUUUCAGCAAAAGACCUUGACCAGCGAAAUCCAAGCCAAGUAUGAAGAAGCAAAGAAGAACCGCGAAAGCGGCAUCCCUGCGAAGAGGCACCAGUUGGAGUACAAGUUCGAUGAUCUUGAUGUGAUCGCGGAUGCUGCCCGGUUGAUACUGGUCUCUCUCGAAUCCGAACGCGUUCAGUACAACACUUCAGAACAGGAUAAGCUCCGUGGCUGGCUUGUUGACUUUGUGGUUCAUUUCUUUGGCCUCGAUCCCGAGAAGUUCCAAGAACAGAUUGACACUGACAGCCUCAGAAACCGAGAGCAUGAAGAGGGCGCGGAUCUUCAGGAAAGCGAUACCCAGGCACCCACGAGGGGAAAAUCUGGACCCAAAGCAAACUGGCUAAGGAGGCUAGCGCUUGAACGAAGACAUGGCAAAGAAGAUAGUGUGGCGUCUGCAAGCAAGGAAUCGACGCCUAUGCCGGGGGCCAUGAGUGAGAUGGAUUUGGACGAAGACGCAGUAUCGUCCGAGACGCCCGAGCAGUCCCAGCGUCCCUGGAUCAAGGUCGGCAACAGCGACGCUUCCGCACGUCAGCCCUCUAUGGACGAACCAUACCCUCACACCACCUUCAACCUGUACGCGAACGCGAACAUCUACUGCUUCUUUCGGCUGUUCCAAACCAUGUACAUUCGACUUCUUGCCAUCAAGCAGAACGAAGCCAACGUGGAAGAAGCUGUGGCCAGGUAUAGAGGCAACAGCCGCGGGGUGAAGCCAGCCAUUGAGCUCCGCAUGAUUGACAAAGGCCCCGAGUAUUUCUUUUACAGCCUCGACGGAAAGCAGAGCUACUACAGCCAGAUCCUCCAGAUGUGCGAGGAAGUACUUAUUGGUACGGGAGACAUGAGUCAUCUUGAAGAGACCCUUCGCCGUUACUACAACAAGAGUGGCUGGCAGCUGUACACAAUCGAGAGGCUGGUUGGAGCAAUCUUGCGGUUCAUCAUGAACAUUCUGGCGGGUGACGUGAAGGAUAAGAGCAUUGACAUCACCAAUUUGUUCAUGAAGGAUCGCGAACGGCCAGACACAACCAGGAAGCAAGAGAUUCAAUACCGCAAACAAGUCGAGCGGCUAUCCAAGGACGGCGAAGUCUACCGUAUCAGUUAUACCCCGGAGGACCAUGUUUGCACGAUUCGGUUGUUCCCCUCGGAAGAUGCCACUUUCGAUAGUGAUGCACUCUCAGAAGAGGCCCGAUGGCAAUAUUAUGUGGCGUCAUAUACCAUGACCGAUCCUACCGAAGGAGUUGACCAGUCCCGCAUGCGCCAUCCAUUCCUGCGGCGAAACAUUGCUCCGCAGAAUGCCAAUGUCGAGUCAGCAUAUGAAGACGUGUACGGGGAGCUCGAGCACUAUGACGAGCAGACUGCCUUUAUCAGCCCUGAAUCGUACAAGGUAUUCCUCCAAAAGGAUUUCUGCUUCAACCGACCUAAAGCAUUGGAGAAGCCCAGUGCCAAGGGGUACGAAGUCGGCAAGAUUGAAGAAAGUGAAAAGUUUCGGGAGAAAUUCGUGCGCAACACGGCGUGGAUGAAGGACCAGCGGGCCGAAGACGUGGAGCGGAAAAAAGCCGCAUGGGAAAGGGGGGUCAAAGAGGGCUUCUCUGCUUUGGGAGCAUGAUGAUGAUGUUUGUACAGCAGGAGCAGCAAGCAAGGCUCUGAUGGCAGUGGCACGGCAAUUUCUGUGCUGUAGAGUACAUUACAUGCAUGACGCAUGAGUGGGUUGGAUUGAUAACGGAUAGACAAUGGCACAACACACAUUUGAAUGAUCGUGUCGAUCUGUUUUGGUACCACAGCUGAGUGAUUAUUCGAUCAUUGCAAAAAAAGAAGCAGUACCUAUGGCUCGGCCUUUGCGUUUUGAUAGACAGAGUCCAGAUUGUCGCGUUUGCGCACUGAUGUAGCGCUAGGAGUUUCCUUACCUAAAUGUGGUGCAGCUAGAAUCUGGGCAGCCAGAGGUUGUGUUGUGAAUAGUAAUGGAAAAAUGACGGCAGUGGCGGGUGUCACCGAUGGAC